Messenger RNA from Macrosiphum euphorbiae (potato aphid), 816 nucleotides. NCBI's taxonomy places the organism in Eukaryota, Metazoa, Arthropoda, Insecta, Hemiptera, Aphididae. The record is from the annotation of a GenBank genome assembly.
AUGGUUAGCGAGUGGUGGACGCUGAUGGUGUUGAUGUUGUCUGUAGCCUACGGACACGCGCCUUGUCAACACUCAUACGGCGGGUGUAGAUACAACGAGCCCUUCGUUCCCGCGCCUGUCGGCCAAGUCCCCAGGUGCGUUCGGAAUUAUCACGGUGACGUCACAUUUUGUGAAACCAUCGACAGAUAUCCAGAACAGUUGAUAAGUUACCUGGUUACAAAAUCGGACAAGAACUUUAAAUCUUUUUUUAACGAAGAAAAACUUUUCGACAGACCUUAUUAUCAAAAUCAGAAUAAUAAUAACUAUAAUAGCGGUUAUGGCGAUUACCAUGAUUAUCAAAACGAUACUCAAGACGAAUUUGUUGGCUAUCCGGAUAGAACAUACGUUUUGCCUCAGGUGUCCUUAACAGAGUCUCCGAUCAUAGACCAAAAUCGACAUUUAAAUAUAAAUACCAAUCAUGGAGGUGUAUAUAAUAGAAGAAAAAGACAAGACGAUGUUCAAUUAUGCCAAGUUAAAACUAACAACAUAUUUCCUAAAGCAGCAUUAAACAUUCAAGGUGAAUGGAAAUAUGUAGUUAAUAUGGUACGCACCCCGUCUGAUAUGUAUACACAAUCCAUAAGGUCGGAAAUCUGCGCAGAGCCCGAUCAACCGUGCAACGGAAUUUGUGAUACACCUCUUGGUUUUAGUACGUCGUGUAAACAGAAAUUCGUCCAAAAACGGUUGGUAGCAUUGCAAGGGACCGGAGAUAAUUUGUACGUGGACGUUUUUUGGUUUCCACAUUGCUGCUCUUGUAACAUAGCCAGGGUUGAACAGUAG